Messenger RNA from Parnassius mnemosyne (clouded apollo), 3354 nucleotides. The record is from the annotation of a GenBank genome assembly. Lineage: Eukaryota; Metazoa; Arthropoda; Insecta; Lepidoptera; Papilionidae.
AUGAGAGUGUUUCUAGCAGAAGAUAACCUUUGUGCACAAAAUUUAUUAAAACUGGUGUCACACGGAAAUGCCAUUUUGGCAGAAAUACUAAGAUUAAAAGAUCAUAUACCUACAACCUAUUUAUUAGAUAGUAAAGAGUUGCAACAAAAAUAUCAAGAUGUUAUAAUGGAUUUUAGUUUCUUUAAAGUGUCAGAUAAUCAAGAACGUAAAAUCAAUGCUAACAUGAAACUUCAAGAUUUGGAUGAUGAUUUGAAAGAAAAAUAUUUGGAAUUGAUAACCAGAUUCUAUUUAUUGUUUGAAAACAUUUAUCAGUAUAUAGUUGACUUAAACACUUUUGUAGAGCAGUUACAUGAUGGAUCAUUCAUUCAACAAACAAUUGAUUCUGUUAUGAAAGAUGUUGAAGGAAAACAACUGCUAUGUGAAUCUUUAUACUUGUAUGGAUCUAUGCUAUUACUAUGUGAUUUAUACAUUCCGGGACCAGUAAGAGAAAGAUUAUUAGUUGCUUUUUAUCGGUAUAGCACAAGUCAAUCACAAUCUAAUGUAGAUGACGUUUGUAAAUUGUUACGAGACACAGGCUAUGAUCAACAACAUGCCAGGAAGCCUGUGGACUACCCUGUUGAAUUUUUCAGCCGUGUGCCUAUUCACCCAGAUUUUGUGGAUAAAGUGGUGGGUAAACUUAGAUCUGAAGACAUUUAUAACCAACUGGCUGUGUACACAAUACCUGAACAUCAAGCUUCAGCACUUGCCACCCAAGCAAGCAUGCUAGUCGUCUGCUUGUUUUUCACACCACAUUUUUUACAUAAUGAUACAUCUAAAAUGCGAGAAAUUGUAGACAAAUUUUUCCCAUGCAAUUGGAUUGUUCCUAUAUAUAUGGGUGUUACAUUGAAUCUUGUUGAUUUUUGGGAAAACUUUAAAGCAGCUAAAAACUCAUUACAUAACACAUGUAAUACUAAAAUGGUAAAGGAGAUCUUUGGAAAAAGAGGAGAUUCAGUAGCAGUUCUGAUUAAUAAGACUCGACAGUUGCUAAAGGAAGGAACAUUGACAGAUGACUUUGUACUUGAUAAUAUAAGUAAAAUUUUAAAUAUAAUAAUAAAUUCUAAUCAUGUGUUGCGAUGGCUAUUAUUACAUAACAGUGAUGUAAUAUUUUUCGAUAAUAACAAAAAAAGUAAACAGCUAAGAGAAUUGGUAUUGAAGGAAUCUAAUUAUGACCCGAUAAAUGUUCUAGAGCUGUUAACAUGUACUGCUGAAUUAGAACUAAAAAUUAGAGAAUUUUUACAAAAAUUACUAGAAAGUAAAAAUUCUAGUUGGGAAGCUAACAAAAAUCUCGCUUUAGAAGCUGUAAACAGUCUAUCCGAAUUAUUCUCAGGAUCGAAACCGUUUGCCAAAGUAACUGAAAACGAACAAUUGAAGCUUUGGUUUGACAAUAUUGCCAAACAAGUAUCUUCAUUGAGUGAGCCCAUUACGAGCAAAUCUAUAAAAAAAGUUACUCAACUUAUACAAGCUUUAGAUGAAGUGGAGGAGUUUCAUGGAAUUAAGAGUACUUCCACGAUCUUGCAAUUUCUUUCCGAGGGAAAAGAAGCAUUGAGAAAUCUAUUACGCAUUGCGUCUUUAAAAGAAGAUUCACUUGUCACUUUAGAGACAGUAGCAGAUUUUAGUUAUGCAUGGUGUACAAUAGACUUAUACACUAAAUAUAUGCAGAAUAGCAUUAAAGAGAAUCCAGCUAUUACAAGUAGAUUAAGAGCACUUUUUCUCAAAAUUGCUAGUGCAAUGGAAAUUCCAUUACUCCGAAUAAAUCAAGCGCAAAGUGAUGAUUUGGUUUCGGUUUCACAGUACUACAGUAAUGAAUUGAUUAGAUAUAUUCAAAAAGUACUACAGAUUAUUCCAGAAAUGGUUUUUAAUAUUGUUGAGAAGAUUAUUGAUCUACAGACUUGGACAAUUAAGGAAGUGCCUACUAGAAUUGACAAAGAGAAACUAAGGGAAUAUGCACAGUUGGAACACCGAAUGGAAGUUGCAAAGCUUACACACUCUGCAUCUACAUUUACUACAGGCAUUUUAGAUAUGAGAUCAACAUUAGUUGGUGUUAUUCGAGUUGAUCCAGCGGAGUUACUUGAGGAGGGACUCAUGAAGGAGUUGGACACUCACAUUAGCAAAAAGUUUAAUGAACUUUUAGAACCGCAGGCGAAAAGACACGUUAAUUUAAUUUCUCGUCUCCAAAAACUGUCUGAGAGUAUGGACGGCUACAAGAGAUCAUUAGAAUAUAUACAAGAUUACAUAAACAUUCACGGUUUACGAAUAUGGCAAAAACAGGUGUCUGCUAUCAUUAACGAGAAUGUGAAUAAAGAAAUAAGUGUACGUAAAGGUGUGUCAUUGUACGGACCAUCGGCUGGAUUUAUGGGAUGCCUAGCUCGACAAAUUGCGCAAUUGAUUGAUGCCAGGUUGUCCGUCUAUAUAAACAUAUGCAGUGCGUGGUUCGAUAUCAAAACACAAAAAGAAAUUGUUAACACAAAAACUUUUGCUAAAUUAAACGACGCAAUAGGUGUGGUAGGCCUCCAUGGAUUGGACACUCUCUAUGCUUUCAUGAUAAAAAAUCAACUGCAGAAUGUUCAAACAGUACUCAGGAACUGUCAAGAAAAAUUCACUAUUUCAAAUGUUAACAUGGAUACAAAAGAAUUGGAACAAGUUAUUGUAAAAUGUACGAAAACAAUACAACAGAUUACCGAAGUGCUACUUCUUGUUGGAAAUUUGCAGCUUUUAAGGAAGCAUAUUUCUUACCAAUUGAACACCAGUUGUAAAUUCGAUUCAGCACAUUUGGAGGCCUCUUUGAGGACGAUGAAUGAGGCUUUGAUAAACGAAUUAAAAACGAGAAAAUCAGACGUGACAUCGAUACCAUUAACGCUAAUUCAUGAUUUAGACGAAUACUUAGUACGAUGUGGAAUUAAUGAACCGUUUGAAAAGGUUUAUGUAAAACAUGCGCAAGAAUUUCGGAACGCCGAUCUGGGCCGCAUUUUGGCAAUUGUUCUUAUUUCACAGUUAUCUAAACUUCAUUUAUGCUACUCUACAGGAGAUUUAAUUAGUAAAAAGGCAGGCGAUAAUAUUGAUGGUUUUCCCCUUUUGGUGGGCAUUUAUACAUUGUUACGACAAGGCAAAAUAGAGAGUAUAGAAGAAUUCGUUGAUACCCUAUGCAAGUACGCGAAAGUCACAACUCUCAUAAAAUUAAAGUCAUCUGAAUCAUCGAAUGAAAGUGUAUUUACUUUGAGAAUAUUACAAAUGUUCUAUGAAACGUUCAAUUACAAGUUUCAAAAAAUAGAAGAUAAAUUACCACUGUCUUUACUUACCAGCGUUCCAAAUAAGUGA